Messenger RNA from Loa loa (African eye worm), 156 nucleotides. RefSeq lists its product as hypothetical. The record is from RefSeq and is a predicted model, not a curated record. The annotation marks the transcript as partial. NCBI's taxonomy places the organism in Eukaryota, Metazoa, Nematoda, Chromadorea, Rhabditida, Onchocercidae. The transcript has a single exon.
CAGCAGCAGCAGCAGCAGCAGCAGCAGCAGCAGCAGCAGCAGCAGCAGCAGCAGCAGCAGCAGCAGUUUUGUUCUUGCAGAGUGCAAUGGCCUUCUAUCAUCAUCAUCGAUUAUAACGGGGAAGGUGAGGGAGGAAAGAUUGGGAAACAACGAUGA